GCUGCUACAGAGCGCAGCCCCGGAGCGUUUCACAUCUCGGUGGUGAGAAGUUGCCGGCACGGUGCAGCACCGGAGCUCCCAGGCAGCCCGUGGGCCGUGCUGACCGGCUCUCUGUGCCCGGGCUGCCUGCCUUUGGAGGGGAACGUCCUUCCUCUGCGUGCCGAGGGGGCUGGAAGGAGGGCAGCCCGUGGAGAGGAAUGGUAGCAGAAAGUGAGAUUUACAGCACGGCUGCUGUCGAACUGCUGCUGCUUGCCCGGUGCUGCUGGUGACGUGCUCCAUGGAGAGGCAGUUCACCCGUGUGACAGAGCACUGCACAACAGUUACUUCGAAAAGGCCGUUUGUGUGUAGUUAAAGAGACUUCCUGCAAGUACAAGGCGCAGCUCUUCUCCCUGGCCUGGUCUGAUUUACUUAGAGAGGCUGAAGGAACCGGUCUUGUUUUAAGAGACAUUUACAAGAGGCCUGGAAUUUCACUUCACCAAAAUUUUUAUUUUUAUGUAAUAGAUCCAGUGGCCUAGUUUCGUCUUAAUUAAGAAGAUAGACGUUAAAUGUGCUCACCUGAAAAGCAACUGCUGAUUUAAACAUUAGGAUGUGAAAGUAAUGGUCUCAGUGCCGUGCCUAGCAGAGCAAAACGAAGGCCUGAUUCUCCCCGUGCUGAAGUUCAGCAGCACGUCUGAGUACAGGGCAGCGAGGACUGUCGUUGUCAUUGCUCAUGCAGCGCUGGCUUUUGCUGUGGUGUGCUAAUUGAGGGGAAAUGCGAUGAAGAACUGCAGCGGGGCUUAAAGGAAACGCGUGUCAGAAUUGUGGAGGGGCUGCAGCACUGGCUGGGUGCAGGGCUGAGUGGUAGGGCUCCCUGGUGGGCACACUAGACUGGGUGGGGACUGCAGGUACGGUCUGGGCGCUCUGCACGGCUCGAGUGGCAGAUGGAGCUGUAGGUCUCCUCAGAGGUACGGUACUGACUGCUGUAACAAAUACCAACACAAUUAGCUGAAGAGGCAGCAGUCUGACAGGCUUGGCACAGGUAAAUGCUGCAGUUCGCUGAAACGACGUGCUGUAUUCCAGUGAGUACUCCGUAAGAAGUUGUAUGCUUUGCUCAGCCUGAGCUUGCAAGCCAGAAAUCCUGAUCUCAUUUGGUUUUACUCGGGCAGAGGCACAGCAUUUUGGAAUCUGAUGUCAUACGUGCAUCUUGUUCGGUGGUUUGCAUUUUUUAUGAGCUGAAGUUUUUUUACACAGUUUUGGCUUAGCUGAUUGAUGAUGGAUGCUUCUAAGUGAAAGAAAAUUUGCAGUCUCCUGACUUUUGUAGAAAGGCAGAAACUGGACCUACGACUGUAAUUCCUUUUUGAUCCCCCUGCAAACACUGAGAGGGUAAUGCUGGAUGCUUUCUGUUUUUCCCUAAAAGCUGUAGUCUGAGAUGGCUCUGAAACACAUGCAAAUCUGUGUGCGUGUAUUGGUCCCAGUCUGCAAAGUUGCUUUAGUACAUGUCCCAGCGAGGGUUUUGCUGGAUGAGGAUUGAUUAAAGAACCUAUCUGGAGUUAAGUAUGUGUGUAAAUCCUUCCAUAAAUAGGGACGAGUCAGCGUGCUCAUAAACUGAAACAACAAAAGUGCUUCUGAGUGAGGGAGAAACGGUCCCACUAAAUCCUUUUAUUGUCCCAAGAGUGAUAAAAAUAUUUGGUGAGAUUCCAAGUGGGGGGGGAAAAAAAAAAGUAUUUUGUUGAAUAUGUGAUGUCAGCAGAAUGUCAGUGCUGUUGCUCACAGUAUUUUUACAGAAGAAAAAUUCAGAAAUAGAAGAAAAAGAAUCAUGCUGGUAGCAUUGGCUGUUGUUUACAUUGUUUGAGCAUUUGCAGCGCUGUGCACUGGCUCUAAUGUGCUGCGGUUAAGGACAAGGUAACGCCACGUUCCCCUGGCUGACUGCAUUCACCCAAUGUCAGCAGUUGCAGCAGUAUUCUGAGUUGUGCCCCUCCUCAGAUAGAACACAAGCCGGUUCUGCUGGCACUGAAGUCAGCUCGACUCCCUUAUGGUUCUUCACCUCGUCAAGAUCACAUUUAGGAAAAGAGUACUCUGUUGGAAUAAGUGGGCUACAUUCUGUGCUGUAUGUGUGCUGUCUGUGAGACUGAAUGCACAGUUUAUUUGUGCUUGAGUAAUAGCAAAGCAAUCGCUCAGGCUUCAUUAGGGUGCCUUAGGGAGCUGCCAUUUGAGUCUUACCUGUGUUUUUGCUUUGUUUUAUUUGGCUCCCACCUCCUCAACUUUGGGAUCGCCAGUCACGCCGCAGGCCGAGCCAGACGGGCAAGCAAUACAAGCUGUGAAUUUAUUGUUGACCCCUGCAGGACAGUGACCACCUUCACCAUCAUCUUCGCCGUACAGAGAUGCGCUGUCAGUAAGUGAAAAGGUCAAGAAAAGCAGUAGCUCAGUGGCUGAGUUUUUCAGAAGUGCUUUACAGCAGGGAAAGUGGGGAAACCUCUUAAAGUGGUAUCUUAUUCAGCACCAGCUGCUGCCCACUUGUUCUGGUUCUGGGGAUGCUUUUAGUGGUGGAUGAAACCGUCGGCCUGGGAUCUGGGAGUUGUGAUCUUUGCUGCAUAAUGUAUUUCUGGGCCGCGAGCAGGGUCUACUUUUCUUCGAGACUUCAGCAGCAAGCACCUCACUUCCUGAAUGUUGCUGUCAAGAGAAACUGCGUUUCAAUAGAUACAGCAUCUGAAUGUGAUCCUGGAGCCCAGGAAAGAGUUUUAAUGCAAAGCAUCAGAAAAAAACCGCUGCAGCAUCUCAUGUGAGAGAGGGGAGAGAAGAAAGGAGACUUGCGCAAUAACAUCUCGAAACACUCAGAUGGUUUGAGCUCUAUCUCACCUCAUUUGAAAGAGGAAAGCCAUUGAGGACCUUUGAGCAAUCCAACAGCUUCUGAAAAAUCUUCAUGCUAAAGGAUAAUCCUGAGUUCCUUGGAGAAGAACAUAGUGAAUGUUAAUCCAGAGGAGCCGUUGGAGAAUCGUGCUCACGGGGAGAUGAUUCCUCAUGAAGUCACUGGAUCCCUUGCAGAAAUCAAAUGUGACUUUCCAUUUAUCAGACUGAAAUCAGAGCCAGCCAGACAGUGAAGCAAGCACAGUGGAGGGGGGACGGCGAAAGAUGAAAUCCAACCAAGAGCGGAGCAAUGAAUGCCUGCCGCCCAAGAAGCGAGAGAUCCCCGCCACCAGCCUGCCUUCGGAGGUGAAGCCGGUCCUGCCGAAUGACAACCACCGCACGGACAACCUAGCAUGGCUCCCCGGCAGUCAGAGCAGCCUAGGGGGCAGGCACAGGCCCGGGGGAACGUCGGCGGAGGUGGGCUUGCAGCAGGGCCUGCACAAGCCACCGCCGGCAGGGCUGGACUAUUCCCCACCGAGCGCGCCCAGGUCGGUGCCGGCCCCCACCACGCUCCCCACCGUGUACUCGUCCGCACUCUCCCAGUCCGGGACCCCCGUCUCCCCUGUGCAGUACACGCACCUGCAGCACACGUUCCAGUUCGUUGGGCCCCAGUACAGCGGACCAUAUGCCGGGUUCAUCCCCUCGCAGCUGAUCUCUCCGACCGCCAAUUCGGCAACCGGCGCCGUGGCGGCGGCCACAGCUGUCGCGACCACUCCAUCCCAGCGCUCCCAGCUGGAGGCUUAUUCCACGUUGCUGGCCAGCAUGAGCGGCUUAAGCCAGCAGGGGCACAAAGUCGAGCCGCACCUGGUUAGGACGCCCGGGCUGAUAGCUGCAGGGUCUCCUCCACCCGCCCAGCAGAACCAGUACGUCCACAUCUCCAGCUCUCCCCAGAGCGCGGUCAGAAACAUCUCUCCUCCAACCAUCCCGGUCCCCCUGCACCCUCACCAGACGGUGAUCCCCCACACACUCACCCUUGGCCCCUCCUCCCAGGUUGUGGUGCAGUACAGUGAUGCCUCGCACUUUGUCACAAGGGAUGCCCCCAAGAAGCCCGAGAGCGGCCGGCUGCAGGCCAUGCAGGCCAAGGAGGUGCUGAACGGAGAGAUAGAGAAGAGCCGGAGGUACGGCAUUUCGCCCUCCGCCGACAUGGGUCUGGUCAAAGCAGGCAAUAAACCAGCUCCCCACCAUUACGAGACCAGGCACGUGGUGGUGCACUCGGGCCCUGCCGACUAUGGUGCCCGGGAGUCCUCAGGGGUCCGAGCCUCCGUCAUGGUGGUCCCCAACAGCAGCACGCCAACCGCGGACUUGGAGGUGCAGCAGGCCACCAACCGAGAGAACUCUCCCUCAGCCCUCAACGACAAGGGAAGCUUGCACUUAGGAAAGCCAACCCACCGUUCCUAUGCUUUGUCCCCGCAGCAGGCCCUGGGCCACGAGGGGGUGAAGGCCGUGGCCACGCUGUCCCCCCACACCGUCAUCCAGACGACCCACAGCGCGUCCGAGCAGCUCCCAGUGGGGCUGCCGGCCACAGCCUUCUACGCUGGGACCCAGCCGCCGGUGAUCGGCUACCUGAGCAGCCAGCAGCAAGCGCUGGGGUAUCCCGGGGGGCUGCCCCAGCACCUGGUGAUCCCCGGCACGCAGCCCCUGCUCAUACCGGUCGGCAGCGCCGACGUCGAGCCGUCGGGCGUCGCGCCGGCCAUUGUCACCUCGUCUCCCCAGUUCGCAGCAGUGCCUCACACGUUUGUCACCACCGCUGUCCCCAAGAGCGAGGCUUUCAGCGCCGAGCCCCACACCACCCAGCCCGCCUACCAGGCCACCAUGGUGCAGGCGCAGAUCCACCUCCCCGUGGUGCAGUCCAUCGCAUCCCCCGCUGCGGCCCCCCCCACGCUGCCCCCCUACUUCAUGAAGGGGUCAAUCAUCCAGCUGGCCAACGGGGAGCUGAAGAAAGUAGAGGACUUAAAAACAGAAGACUUCAUACAGAGUGCGGAAAUUAGCAAUGACCUGAAAAUAGACUCCAGCACUGUGGAGAGGAUCGAAGAGAGCCAUAACCCAGGCAUUGCUGUGAUACAGUUUGCGGUUGGAGAGCAUCGAGCACAGGUCAGCGUGGAGGUCUUGGUAGAAUACCCUUUUUUUGUAUUUGGACAAGGCUGGUCAUCCUGCUGCCCUGAGAGAACCAGCCAGCUCUUUGAUUUGCCAUGCUCCAAACUCUCAGUGGGGGACGUCUGCAUAUCGCUUACGCUCAAGAACCUGAAGAACGGCUCUAUUAAAAAGGGCCAGCCCGUGGACUCAGCUAGCAUCUUGCUGAAGCAUUCAAAGAAUGACAGUCUAGCUGGAAGUAGACACAGGUAUGCGGAGCAGGAAAAUGGGAUUAAUCAGGGAAGUGCACAGAUGUUAGCUGAGAAUGGUGAACUGAAGUUUCCGGACAAAAUAGGAUUGCCUGCAGCACCUUUGCUCACCAAAACAGAACCCAGCAAGCCCCCGGCAACAAGGAAGAGAAGGUGGUCAGCCCCCGAAUCGCGGAAACUAGAGAAAUCAGAAGAGGAGCCACCUUUGACUCUUCCCAAGCCUUCUUUUAUUCCUCAGGAGGUUAAGAUUUGCAUUGAAGGUCGAUCCAAUGUAGGAAAGUAAAUGUUGUUUGGGGAAAGGAAAUUAGGCUAUCCCUUGUCAUUUUUAUCCAGAUUACUGUACUGUAGACUAAAUAACCCAGUAUUUACAUGUUAUCAUCUUAUUUUAGGUUUAUGUUAUAACCUUGUUGUUAUAGUUGCAGCUGGUAUUAUGCAGGAGACUGGUGCAUAUGUUUUUCCACAAGUGUUUGUCAGUGACUAGGUUUCCUGAGAGCUACAGAAGGGGCAGUAUCUGCUUCACACACCCUUAGUGGAAAUGAAUGUGUUGUCAUGGCUCCUGUUUUCUAACACCUCGUGUAGGACAGGGUCCAGCUGUGAUUUUGUUGGGUUGUUUUUGUUUUGUUUUGUUUUGUUUUCCCUUGUUUUGGUUCCUGUUCCAGUUUUUGGGGGGAGGUGUGGAGAAGGGAACUGUAGCAGAGGCGUGUGUCACGCGUGGUGUGCGUGUCAUGUGUGGUGUGCAUGUGUCACGCGUGGUGUGUGUGCUCAGCCUGAGGCAGCCCUGCAGCCAUGGGGGCUCAUGAGGAGGUUUUCUCACCCCAGGUGAAUGUGGAAGACACGGCCCCACAGAACCAAAAAGGAUCAGAUGCUCUCUGACCUUGUCAACAAAAAGCCAACUCUUACUCAAGAUUCAUAGUAUAUAUAUGUACACAUAUAUGUGCAUGUAUAUAUAUAUAUAUGUAUAUAUAUAUAUUUGUGUGUGUGUGUGUAUCUGUACAUAUAUAUUUCCCCCAUGGGGUCCGACUGCACUGAUUUUUAUUCGCGAAGCAACUGCCACACCAACAUUUCCUUCUGCUUGCUCGUGCAGUUCGUUGCCAGAGGCCAUGCACACACACACACACACACACACACGGGGUGGCUGUUCUGCACCAUUCACCCUGUGGGGCUGCCUGGUGGUGUGAGCGUGUGCGAGUGUGCGCAGGUGUGUGUGGGUGAGCUGGGAGUCUCAGGCUGGGUGUUGUGCCCGGCUCAGGCUCGCUCCUGUUUCUGUGCAGUGUUAGACGCAUCGGUCAGGUUAUGCCAUGGACAUUUGCUUCCACGAGGGAGAUGCAUACUGCCCCUUUGAGAUCACAGGCACACGUCGUUUGCAGUUAGGUUGCAGAUCUCGGUCUUUAACUCUAUAGUACUGUUUUUGGUUCAUGAUUAUGGACAACCGGUGCCACUUUUUUCAAGUUUCAGUGUGACACAGGAACCCGAUGUUGAAGAGGAACGUAGAAUGUCUUUAAGCACUUAAAAUGCUGUUCACACUUUAUGGCUGAGCAUCCUGGUCUAACGCUCAGUGCGUACUGUAUCACACUUUGAUCUGCUCGGAAGGCAGCAGCAGCAAACAAACGAAUCUCUUCAACACUGUAACUACACGCGACUCUGUAAAGUUUUCUCACAGGCAAGGCGCUGAAAGUUUCCAUGUGGUUUCAAAGGGAUGAAUGUGAAUUAUUGAACUAGUAUGUGACAGUCAUUGUCCACAAAGGACUACUUAAUAGGAGGCACUUUUUAAACUUUAAUGCUUGAGAAUGAGUUAAAGGCGUAUGCGAGCUGACAGAUAAUAAACAAAUAAGAGAGAGGAGAAAGGAAAGAGAAAAAAAAAUCUUUGUCCAGUGUUUUUGAAAAAGAUGGACUUUAAAGAAUCUUGCAAUUUGCACAUCUUGAGUUUAUCAUUUGUGUGGUAUUCCUGCAGUUUUUACCUAAUAAUGUUGUGGGGUGGGGGGAGGGUGUCUGAAAGAGCAUAAACAAAUGUAGCAAUGACUCACUAACCUGCCUGGCUCUAGGCCGUUUCGUAGGGUUACGUUCCUUUCCCAGUCCAUUUUGGUCUCUGCCAUAUCUGCCACACAGAACCAGUCCUACCGGGACAGCUCUGAGAAUUUGUCUUCAGACUUGCUGAGAGUUUUCCAUGAGAAACAUUUCUGUAAGUAAGCAAGGCGUUUAGAAAAAAAACAAGCCGAAUGUUAUUUUUCCUCUUAUGAUUCUUUGUUCUUUUCAUUGCCUCGUUUCCCAUUUGGACGACUAGAUUCAGGAGUUUGGUACAGAAGGAGCUGCGGGGAUGCUCAGCUCCCCAUUAGGGCUGCACAGCCAGCCGCUCACACGAGGUGCUUGGCGCCUGGGGCCAACAGAGGGAGGACCCCACAGCUUUCUGUGGGGUCUGGCUUGGACCCUGCAAGGUUGAGCAUUCACAUCAUUUUUUUGGUUGGUGAGUUCCCGCCUUCAGGUAGUUUUAAAGCCGUACUGAUGGGGAGGAAAGGAAAUCAAAGUUCUGGAUAUUAGAAAUACAGUACCUAAAGCAAACGAGCCUAUUUAAAAUCUCCUUUUCCCUCUCUCCUAAAAUGCAAUGCUUUUAUUUAAGAAAAGAAAGAUUAACCCCAAACCCCAGCUUUGACUCUGUUAUGUGUUACUUGAAAUUUAGCUCACACCAGAACUAAUUGUUUUUAUACCAUAUUCUGGGGUGCACCAAAAAGUUGAAAUAUGUUUAAAAUAGCUUGAAACUAUUCUUGAAUUUCCUUGAAUUUUAUUAACCUCUCAGCGGGCUACCAAACAGCUGAGCGGGUUUCUUCUCACAGUCACGCAGCUUAGGUAGUGCUUCUUCGUUAAUAUUUCUGCUCAGAGAAGUUGCUUAAUCUUCCAUAUACUCUGCUCAGGGCACACUUGCAAUUUAUUGUUUUGUUUCGUUUCCUGUUUCGUUUUUGAGCUUUGAUGGUAAAGGAAUAGAAAGAAUCGCAGAUGUUACUUGGCAUUUGUACCACUAUUUCUGUCAUUCACAGUACUGGGAAAAAAUCUCCACGAGAACCACGCGCAUUCACGGUUGUGGUUGAUGAGGAAGCGGGGGCUAUUGAACUGACUGGAUCUAUUCAACUAACACUAAAAAAAAAAUAGAAAACUAAUAAAAAAUAUAUAAGUUUGGAGCAAUAGGAAUGUAUUAGUUCUGUGCUUGUAUUUCAGACUGAGGAAUUCUGAAAUAACUGGUUCUUUCCAAACAACUGUCCCUUUCCGUGCUUUGGCUUUUGUAGGAUGUGCAAUACUUUACGUGCCAACGUAGACUCACCUGUGUGGUGUUAGCUAGAUCUCAUACCCUCUUCUGGUUUCCCCUUUCUGUUCUCUUGGAAUAGUUCCUUCCUUCCUUCCUUCCUUCCUUCCUUCCUUCCUU
Messenger RNA from Meleagris gallopavo (turkey), 8634 nucleotides. NCBI's taxonomy places the organism in Eukaryota, Metazoa, Chordata, Aves, Galliformes, Phasianidae. The record is from RefSeq and is a predicted model, not a curated record.